GCACGACGGGGCGUGGGACGCCGUGCUGUCUUGAUGGUCGAGGGGGAGGUGCACGCAGCGUUCAGUGCCGGAGCGAAGGACACUGUGUCAAGCGCGCAAGAAGUGCAAAGCAACCCACGUGACGCCACACACUCAUGCGUACCACGUAUCGCACCUACGACGCGCUCGAGUUACAAUUCAACGCGCACGAAUUACGACGUCGACGUCCGAUUCAUCACGCCGCUCGCUCUAAGUGCCCACACGCCUCCACAGAGCUCACGGAACUCAAUUGAGCACCACAGCUACGUCGUGGUCGCUUGGACACGCCUCAAAGCGGGUUGCGAUACAAACGACGCCUUGAUAUCCAAAAAACGAGGCUACCUAAUUGAGUUUCGUAUGGAACUGAAACUCAAAACACUGCUUCUCAUCUUCAGCUUCGAAAAACCGGAGACUCGGAUUUUUCUGUUGUGGCGUGUGGGAGAUAGGUCGCGUAUGCCAGUGAGUGCUGAGCUCAUUUUGCCUUUCGCCAGCCAGACAUGCCAUCGCAGCGCGCGACGACGACGAAUAACCCGGCGCUCGAGAUGCUCGAGGUCGACCAGCUUUUGCCCGCCGAGGACUGGGUCAACGACUACGAGCGGUCGCUCUGCCCCGUGUGCACGCGCAACUUUAACACGUUCCGGCGCAAGCACCACUGCCGCAUGUGUGGCGAAGUCGUCUGCGGCAACUGCACCUUGCACAAGAACGUCUUUAUCUCGUCCGUCGGCACCAUGAACGUCCGCGUCUGCCUCUCGUGCAUCGUGACGCUUGGCAACGGCCGCACGUCCGUGCCACCGCCCAUCAUGACGUCGCUGCCGUCGUCGUCCGACGAGUCGCAGCGCCGGUGGAUGGUCAACCAGCUCCAGUCGCCAGUGACCAAGUCCCGCGACGGCGACGACAGCAGCGACGGCCAAUACCACUACCAGCAGAACGCCACAAUGAUGGCGACUCCUGCCUUGGACUACGAGCUCGACUUCAACUGGGAGCACGCGUGGCCGCGGCCGCCGAUGCCGCGCGACGAGAGCUCGCGCCUCGACGCGCUCGACUCGGUCAAGAUCCUCGACACGCAGCCGCAGAUUGUGUUUGACCGCAUCUGCGCGAUGGCGGCGGAGCGCCUGCAGUGCCCGAUGGCCGCCGUGAGCUUCAUCGACGGCAGUCGCCAGUGGUUCAAGGCCAGCGUCGGCCUCGCGCAAAAGUCGAUUCCUCGCCACGUGGCGUUCUGCGCGCACGCCAUUGUCUCCAAGGACCCGCUCGUGGCGCUGGACACGCUCCUCGACCCGCGCUUCCGGUCCAACCCGCUCGUGACGGGCGCGGCGUCCGUGCGCUUCUACGCGAGCGCGCCGAUCUGCGAACACCGGACAGGGCAGGUCCUCGGCACGGUCUUCGUCCUCGACGUGCAGCCGCGCACGUCGUGCGACGCCACGAUCCUCGAGAAGCUUGCCAACGUCGCAAUGGAGAACCUCGUGGGCGCGCAGACGCCCGAGAUGGCGCCGCCCGCGCGCCGGAGCUCGACGAGCUCGACCGACCCGACACGCAGCAGCGAUGGAAGCCUCGACGGCCCCGCGCGCGUCUUUCCGAAUGCCAAGGGCGGGCUCGACGGCAAAGCUGCGACGCCGCCACCAGCAGUCGCGGCCCAGAACGCACUCACAGUCGGGCUCAACAUGGACUUGGCGCCGCCGGCUCCGGGCAGCACGAGCGAGAGCCGCCUCGAGAACCUGCUGAUGAACCUUCUGAGCCAAACGACGCAGACGCAGCACCAGCUCGCGACGCAGCAGAUCAACAUGUCGCAGACGCUGCACGACCACGCGCACCGCAUCGACCACCUCGCGGUCGGGUUGGCGCGCAUGGAGGUGCGCAUGGAAGUCCAGGAGGGCCACACCCGGAGCCUCCACCAGACCCUGCGGCUGCAGUAAGACGAGUCGACUAGGAAGCGAUUAGUGUACAUUUUAGAGCGGAGAGACGGCGAGGCCUCUCCUCGUGGAGUGUUGUUGUAAGUAAAAAUCAAGUGCGAUCUCCAAUACGA
Saprolegnia diclina VS20 is the source of this 2038-nucleotide messenger RNA. RefSeq lists its product as hypothetical. The transcript has 2 exons. The coding region runs from base 516 to 1928 and encodes 470 amino acids. NCBI's taxonomy places the organism in Eukaryota, Oomycota, Saprolegniomycetes, Saprolegniales, Saprolegniaceae. The record is from RefSeq and is a predicted model, not a curated record. Gene Ontology annotation, molecular function: metal ion binding.